This is a messenger RNA of Serendipita indica DSM 11827, 729 nucleotides long. The record is from the annotation of a GenBank genome assembly. NCBI's taxonomy places the organism in Eukaryota, Fungi, Basidiomycota, Agaricomycetes, Sebacinales, Serendipitaceae.
AUGGAAAACCGGCACGAGGCCGAGAGACUGAGCCAGAGGAACGAUCGCAUGGGCCGAGAGCUACCAAGAGCGCGCGAGCGUCCAACCGAAGGACUGGGAACGCCGAGAAUCAAGAAAAGAUGGAUUGGAGACUUACGCGAGCGCAGAUACAACAACGUUUGUCAAGUUUGGAAGUGGCAGGGACGACCCCUGGGACUUGGCGAGAUGGGUAUCGCCGUAAAGACGACCAAAGGAAAGGACAAACCGAAGGAGAAGAAGAAGCAGGCGGAGCGCGAAGUCGACGAACGGACGCGCGCGAUCGACAAGUUGCUGGAGGGCAUGAAGGACCGCCAGAGCCGGAGGAGGAACGGAAGAAGGAGAGGAGGACAAUAUGGACGGCUCGGAAGCAGAAGGAAGAGCAAAGUGCGACAGAAAUGGCCACGCAAGCGAGAUAGCGAGUUGAGGCAGCGAGGAGACGAGGACAGCGAGAAGAAGCAUCACAUCAUGGCUGAUGAAAACGACGAAAACGAGAGCGAAGGAAGCCAGGAAGAGACGGGCAAAGUGCCCAAAGGAGAAGAGGCGGAGGAGAGGAAACCGAGCGGCGAGCCAAUCCCAAAGUCGAAGUGGAAAGGCUACAUCUACGUACCUAUCAAGGAAGAGACCGAGGAGACCGAACAGCAGCUGCCAAAGGCAGACGAGAUGACUGGACGCACUACUCGUCGCGCGGCUAACCGAGUAAUCGAAAAAUAA